UGAAGACGCGUCUUCUUUUUCUCUUCGCAUUGGCCUGUUUAGGGCAAGGCCAGUCUAUUUUUUUCAAAAAAAUUCAAGUAGUUAUUAUUGGACAAGAUGAUUCGCUGAGGAAUAACAGUUUUUCUGAGUUUGUUCACGCAAAAAACGUCAGCAAUGGCCUAAGUUUUAAUUUUACAAUCAUGAACGUUCUCGGGGCGUCGUAUAAAGAAACGACGGACGAGUUUUGCAGAAUUUUGAAGAACACUGGAGUUUCUGCGAUUGUUUCGCUGAACAUUUCGUCACAUCCUAAACAUAUUGAUAUUUACGCAAGUUACAUAGGAAUUCCUGUGAUAAAGUUAUUCAACAAUCCUUUUAAACAAGAUGUUGUUAAGCAGGACCAGAGCACUCAAAUUCACCUAGGCCCAGAUCGUGUCUCACGAUUAAUGGUUAUCACAGAAAUUUUGAAACACCUCAAAAGAAACGAUCGAGUCGUUGUGAUUUCAAAUGAAAACCAAUCAACGUGGGCGAAGAAGCUAGUUGCUGGGAUACGGAAAACCAGGAAUUCAGUGAACGAUGUUAUUUUAAAUCUCACUAUAACUAAAAACGAGGAUAAUUAUUUCAGGACUUUAAGUAUUAUUCAGACUUUGAAUGUAAAAGCUGUUGUAAUCUUAAUGGAAGAAAAUAUCGCUUUGGAUUUUAUGGAUGUCGCACAACAAGUUGGAUUUCUAGACAUUGAUUGCAUAUGGAUUGUAGAGCACUCUCUUCAUGGAAGAAAACGAAUACCGCUUUUGGGAAAACUUCUUGGAGUAAGAUUGGCGCGAGAACCCUUCAGCAAUGAUAGAUCACAAUGGCGGUGCGAGGCGUUGUUCAAUGAUUCUAUCAAAAUUCUGAGUAAGGCAUUUCAAAAUGUAAGCAAUGCAGAGUUUGAAAUGACAUCACCAAGCAAUUCGUGUACUUCAACGAGCCAUUGGCUGCUAGGAACAUCGUUGUACAGGUUUAUGAAACUUGUUCGCAUUGAGGGCGACACUGGUUGGAUAGAAUUUGAUGGUCAAGGUUACCGAACUAAUGUGGAAUAUGAGAUUGAUUACUUUUAUAAGGAAGAAAAUGGGACGACCAGUAAAAUUAUUUUAGGCCAAUAUCAUAACAAGCAACUAAAUAUAUUCCAUACAGACUGGCCACCCGAACAAAAGAAACUAGAUUUACUGGCAACUAAGCUCGCAGAAAACCUACCAUUCAGGGUUUCAGUUCUUUUACAAAAUCCGUUUGUAAGGAUUGAAGGAAACUCCGCUCAUAAUUCCUCGGAUGAUACGUGUGCAUUAGGCUUACCUUGUGUACAACUUGACGGGAAAAAAUCUUGUUGUUCCGGGUAUUGCAUAGACUUGUUAAAAUUACUUAUGAGAGACAUCGGAUUUUCUGUGAGAAUUCAUAUUGUUAAAGAUGGUAAAUAUGGCGGUUUAGACCAAACUACGGGACAAUGGUCAGGUCUCAUAGGUGAAGUUUCUCGUGGUGAAGCAGAUAUGGCGGUAUCAGAUUUAACUAUCACUGAACAGCGUUCUAAAGUAGUUGACUUCACACAUCCAUAUAUGGACGCAGGUAUGGCUGUAAUGGUUAAAGUGUCACGUCGUGAAAGGAAUGAUUGGACAGAUUUUAUGGAUCCGUUCGCCGCAUCCUUGUGGAUCGCAAUAAUUGUUUGUAUCAAUAUUACACUUCUCAUUAUGUGGUUACUAGAGAGAUAUAGCCCGUAUGGUCAGAGAGAACGUGCAAAGUUUUUGGAAAGAGGUAAAGAACAUUCGUUUAAUUUUGUUGAAGCUAUUUGGUACACAUGGAGCCUGGUUUACCCAACUGAUAUUGGUUCAAAACCAAAAAGCUUUUCUUGUCGUGUUUUGGCGUUGUCUUUUACAUUCAGUAUGUUGAUUGUCGUUACAAGUUACACCGCCAAUUUAGCCGCUUUCCUGGUGAUAAAAGAGGAGAUAUUGCCUUUGAAUGAUGCUGGGAUACGAGAUCCAAAGCUUCAGAAUCCUCCAAGUGGUUUUCGAAUUGCGACGGUUGAUGACUCGAGUUUGGAAAGAUCCUUUCAAGUUACAGAAGAUCCCGUGCUAAGAAGAGUUUGGAAGUAUAUGAAACCCAACAAUGUAAAACAUUUUGACGAUGCAAUAAAACAGUUGAAUUCCAAAACCCUCCAAGCAUUUGUCUGGGAUUAUUCAACACUUACGAAUUUCGCAGCAAAAAGUCACGACUGCUCCUUCAAAAUCCUAGGAAACUCGUUCUUUGAUGCAGGAUUCGGUGUUGCCGUAAGAAAGAACUCGUCUCUCACCAGCAAGAUAUCUCAAGCAUUGUUGCAAUAUGAAACGUUUGAUACAUCACGGACGUUAAGACAUCGGUGGUUGAUGGGACAAUGCAGCGCUACAAAUCGUGGUGAAAAUGCGAUGUUUUCAGGAUUGUCAAUUGGCGAUUUGAGAGGAUUAUUUCUUGCCAUUUGUAUCGGAGCUGUUAUUUCAUUUCUAUUUCUUACUUCGCAAUAUUUUAAAAACGCAAUUAGCAGGUCAUUGUCCCGCUGUAUAUUCUGUUAAAAGAGAUUUAAAAUUUGUAUAUCAGUGGAGUAGAAUUCGUCGUGGGCUUAGCGGUUUGUACGGUGUCUAACCGUGUCUUAAAAAUAAAAACGAUCCGAAAACGAUAAAGUUAUUUGAUCCCGCAAUACACCUGCAUGUUUUCCACGCGUGUGUCAAAGGUUGGAUGUCGAAUUCAAAGCAAAAAUCUACCAAAUCCAAAGUAAAAAACAAAAAUGAGGACCAAUUCUUUUAGCAUUUGCGGAAGUAUUUUACGAGAGAAAGUGAGAAACAUGUCAAAAAUGUCGCUGUAUGGUUACCGUAUUUACUCGUUUAAAUUU
Messenger RNA from Dendronephthya gigantea, 2866 nucleotides. RefSeq names its product glutamate receptor ionotropic, NMDA 1-like. The record is from RefSeq and is a predicted model, not a curated record. Lineage: Eukaryota; Metazoa; Cnidaria; Anthozoa; Malacalcyonacea; Nephtheidae. The coding region runs from base 180 to 2549 and encodes 789 amino acids. Gene Ontology annotation, cellular component: plasma membrane. Gene Ontology annotation, biological process: monoatomic ion transport. Gene Ontology annotation, molecular function: glutamate-gated receptor activity. The transcript is spliced from 5 exons.